AUGCGCGCUUAUCUUUUCAUCACUUCUUGUCCUUCAUUUAUUCUCUUCCCCCAUGUUUUUGUGCAGUUGGUUUCAUUCUUAUCAGUGUACUACAUAUGCAAGUUGAGUAUAUGUUACUGUACUAACAGCUAUAGGUACUGCUAUCGCUCAUCACAUCUCAUUAUAUUCCAAUGAUGACAAUUAUGCCCAUCAUUUCCUUGGCUCUGGUCUUGUUCCUUCUUCAUCUUAUCGUUCUCUCCGCGCAGCCUGACUUCGGUUAUUACAAGUGUUUCAUUGGAAGAGGAACCUACCCAAACGGAAGUCCCUAUCAAACCAACCUCAAUACUCUUCUUUCUAAUUUUUCUUCUGACACAAAAAUUGACUAUGGCUUCUACAGUUCCACCUUCGGUGAACGCCCCAAUAUAGUUCACGCACAAGGGCUGUGCCGAGGAGAUUUGAGUCCGAGUUCUUGCAGGAAUUGCCUCACCGUUGCCAAAAUCCUUCUCCCAAGGCUAUGUCCAAAUCAGAAAGACGCAUUUGGAUACUUUGACUUGUGCACUUUUCAAUACUCAAGCCGUCCAUUGUUGGGAUACCUGGACCCUGAAUUCUCCUACAGCUUCAACAACCCACAAGAUGCAAUAGACGUAGAAGAAUACACAAGUGCGCUUCAUGAUCUAUUGCAAAGACUAAAAAGCGAAGCUGCUUCUGGGGACUCUCGUCGGAAGGUGGCUGUCGGAAGCAAACCGGCCGGUCAGUUUGAAACUGUAUAUGGUCUUGUUCAGUGCAAGCCAGAUAUGUCUAGGCAAAACUGUGACGCCUGCUUGGAGAAGGCUAUCUCAGAUAUUCCACUCUGUUGUAAGAACAAGAUUGGUGGUAGGGUUAUCAAACUGAGCUGCAAUCUUCGAUUUGAGAAGGGCCAGUUCUACAGUGACUGAGUUUCAGUUUUAUGGGUGAAUUAAUAUACGUAGUUGGCUUUGUGUGUUUAGAAAAAUAAGUAACUCACCUCGGAAUAUGUGUUUCAUAUAUCGAUGGACUAUAGUAAAUUAUAAUAAAUGUAAAGAUAGAUUGAGUGGUUUGUGUGUUUCAUGAAGAGUGAAGUUUGAGGAGUUGUAUGGAAAGUCUUAAUAUACAUGACUGUUUUAAAUA
This is a messenger RNA of Prosopis cineraria, 1125 nucleotides long. Its product is annotated as cysteine-rich repeat secretory protein 38-like. The coding region runs from base 171 to 914 and encodes 247 amino acids. The transcript has a single exon. The record is from RefSeq and is a predicted model, not a curated record. Lineage: Eukaryota; Viridiplantae; Streptophyta; Magnoliopsida; Fabales; Fabaceae.